Poeciliopsis prolifica (blackstripe livebearer) is the source of this 1347-nucleotide messenger RNA. RefSeq lists its product as uncharacterized. The coding region runs from base 150 to 1154 and encodes 334 amino acids. The transcript is spliced from 5 exons. The record is from RefSeq and is a predicted model, not a curated record. NCBI's taxonomy places the organism in Eukaryota, Metazoa, Chordata, Actinopteri, Cyprinodontiformes, Poeciliidae.
CCCGAGAAAUGAAACUUAGAGAGGCUGAUGACUUUUGAAGCAGGAAGUGAAAGUAAACAAGCUGACGUUCAGCUCUGCAGGCAGAGAUUAUUUAUUAUCACUGGUUGCUUUGUUCCCUGCAGACGUCGACAGAUCGGCUGAGUGUGAAGAUGAAGCUGCUUUUCUUCUUGAUUGUGACGCUGACGUCCUUCACCGAAAGGUCACUGCAUGCUUGGCCAGACUCCACAGGUGCUUCUGGAGUCAAUCUGAAUGGGAAGAUGUUCACUCUGUCCGGUUAUUACGGAAGAUUGACCUUCUAUUCGCCUUACGAGAUGCCCCCCGGGGCAAGUUCUACAUCAUACCAAACCACAGGUUACACCGACUCUGCCUCCACAGGUUACACCUCCACACCCAGCUACACCCAAACCAACACAGGCACAGCUGAAAUGUCUACCCAUAAACUAAAGACCACCACCCUUAAACCUACAACUCACCAUCAUCGGUACACCACCCGCUCCUCCACUCGGUACCCCUGGUCCACAGCUCCUUCCAUUAGAGGUGUGUCGGUGUGUUUGCGGUACAUCACAGACUCUCAGGGUGGCUCCAUCUUCACCCUCAGCCCCUCCAGACAGUCUCUGAGGCUGGAGGUUGGUGGCCUGCAGUCAUACGCGCUGAGCUUCAACAGUUACAACACAGUUUUCCUGCAACCUUACUUAAAACUCUGGCCUUAUCUGACGCCCAACAUGUGGACCAGCAUCUGCCUCACUGUGGACAGCGUGAAAGGCGUAGUUCAGAUGUUCAAAAACUCAAACAUGAGCAGCAGGAAGCUGCUGAACAACCAGUAUGUGUGGUCAGGUGACCGUGUGAUUGACUUUUCAAACUUUGAAGGUCAGAUCACUGAUGUGCAGGUUUGGGAUUUUCCUCUCCGUUAUCAAGAAGUCCUCUACUACAUGAGCAGCGGUGGCUACGGGUCCUACCAAGGGUCUGUACUCAGCUGGUCCUACAUCAGCUACUCCCAGUCAGGCAGGACGCUGCUGGAGGACGGUUAUCAGCUGCAGAGGGAAAAGCUGAACCACAAGCAGAAACACAGAAAUUACCUGAAGCGAGAAUUCAAGCCCAAGAAGCUUUUCCUCUUUGAGGAGCGCAAGAGAGAGCAAUGGGAGAAAGAGAUGUAAUGUUCACUGAAAUCAUAUUCUAACUUUUUGACCUUUCUAUCUGAACACAUAAUUAACAUGAAGAUUAAUCAGUUAAUAUUUGCACUAAUCAAAAAUAUCCUCAAAAACACAUUACAGGUUUAAUAGUUUAUUUUCCUUCUUUUGUAAAUCAAUUUAACUUUCAACUACAAUAAAGUGAUUUCUAAUUAAAUAA